GCAAAAAGUAAACAACGCACGUGUGGAAAUUAAACUCGGAAAGUUUAUUCUCAGCAUAAUUUUAAUUUUAGUUUUUGGAAUUUAAUUAUUAUUUGUCAACUCGAAAGAUGCCACACAUCGACACCGAAGACUUUAUCCAGCUACAAAAGGACAUAACAAAAGUCCGAAAUAUUUGCAUUCUAGCUCAUGUUGACCAUGGAAAGACAACUCUAGCCGAUUCACUUGUUGCUAGCAAUGGAAUAAUCUCACAACGUAUGGCUGGGAAGCUACGUUACUUGGACAAUCGAGAAGAUGAACAGGAACGUGGAAUCACCAUGAAAAGCAGCAGUAUUUCGUUGUACUACCGAGACGAAGAGAUGACAAAGAAUAAGGAUUAUCUUAUAAAUUUGAUAGAUUCUCCAGGACAUGUUGACUUCUCCAGUGAGGUAUCGACUGCUGUGAGGUUGUGUGAUGGAGCUAUUGUUGUGGUUGAUGUUGUUGAGGGAGUAUGUCCGCAGACUCGAGCAUGUCUUCAACAAACCUACGUAGAACAUCUGAAACCAGUUUUGGUUCUAAAUAAGAUCGAUAGAUUGAUAAUGGAGAAGCAAAUGACUCCCAUUGAUGCCUAUUUUCAUAUCUCUCAAGUUCUUGAGCAAGUCAAUGCAGUUCUUGGAAGUGUCUUUGCCUCCGAUGUGUUGUCAAAGGAAGACACUUCAAAGAAAGACAAUCAUGAGUCUGCUCUCGAAGAUGUUGAUGACUCUGCUCUCUACUUCACUCCAGAAAAUGGAAAUGUCGUCUUCUGUUCAGCCUUCGAUGGAUGGGCUUUCUCCAUAGGUGACUUCUCCAGGACCUAUGCCGAGAGACUGGAAAUCCCACGCGAAGAACUCGAUAAAGUUCUAUGGGGAGAUUUCUAUUAUAAUUCCAAGAAGAAAUGCGCCAUGCCUGGAGCUCAAGAAAAGGCCAAAAAGCCAAUGUUUGUGCAAUUUGUCUUGGAGAACAUAUGGAACUUGUAUGAUAUUAUUGUGGUAAGAAAAGACAAGGAGAAGUUGCCUGUGAUAGCAGAGAAACUUGGCAUCAAGCUUAGUCCGAGAGAUCUCAAGAUGGGCGACGUGAAGUCGCAAAUCAAGGCUGUCCUUGGGCAGUGGCUUCCUGUGGACAAAUCAAUCUUGCACAUGGUUAUUCGACACAUUCCUCAGCCGAAUGUGAUUUCUGAUGAGAGAGCAGAGCGGUUGUUAUUCCCGACGAAUGUCGAGCUCACCACAUAUCCCCCAGAGACGUUGGCAUUCAAAGAGGAAUUCAAAAAGUGUGAUGCUUCGAGUGAGAAUGUUGUUGCAUUUAUAUCAAAGAUGACCUCGUACCAUACGUCUCAAUUGCCGGAGAACAAACCAAAGCGUAUGACGGAGCAAGAGAUGUCGGAACGACGAGCAAUCAUUCGACAAAAGAUCGAAGAAAGAAAGCAGUUGGCUGAGCAAGCGGCUCUGGAGCAAAUCACAGCUGGAGUUCAAGAGAUGACUAAAGAACCAAGUCAAACAGAAGUUGCGAAACCCGAGGAGCCUCUACCAGAACCAGAAGAGAAAAAGGAAUUUGUCUUUGUUGCUUUUGCGAGAGUUUUCAGUGGAACUUUGAGAACUGGACAAAAGUUGUUUGUUUUAUCUCCAAAACACGAUCCCAGAAAUACGAAUCGAAUUGCUACAGAUUCACCUUUUGUAACCGAAGUUACUAUUGGAGAGUUAUACCUGUUUAUGGGUGGGGAACUUCAACACCUGGAUUCAGCACCAGCUGGAAGUAUUGUUGGAAUCGGAGGCUUGGAGAAUGAUGUAAUCAAAACAGCUACACUCAGUAGUACGACGUUUUGCCCUUCAUUUAGUGAACUUACCGUAAUGGCCACACCGAUUUUGAGAGUUGCCAUUGAGACAGUCAAUCCUCUGGACAUGCCUAAGUUGAUCAAAGGACUUAAACUUCUUAAUCAGGCUGAUGCUUGUGUCCAAGUUUCAGUGGAACCUUCAGGAGAACAUGUUAUUACCACUCUUGGUGAAGUUCAUGUAGAGAAAUGUGUUCGGGACCUAGAAGAAAACUACGCUAAGGUGAAACUUAAUGUCUCCAAACCAAUUGUUUCCUUCCGAGAAACCAUAGUUCCCGAAGCUACAAUGGAUAUGGUUAAUGAAGCAAUUGUCAAAACAGCCACUGACAAAGACAUCAGUAAAAAAGUUAUAACUCUUCAGACCGUCAAUAAAUUGGGAACAAUCAAACUCAUAGCUCUUCCUUUACCAGAAACUGUUGUAGAAAUUCUUGAAAAAUAUUCAACUGUUUUCAAGGAACUUUCAAACAUGACAAAAAAUUCUGUGAUUUCCGACAAAUACAAAACACUCCUUGGACAAAUUAAAAAAUCCCUCGCCACUGCACUUGAAGAACUCGACUUAAAAGCUCUCUCCAAUGCAACAUCGAAUCUAAUCGAUCGAAUCUGGUCAAUUGGACCGAGAAAAUGUGGAACAAAUAUUCUUCUCAAUCUUACUGAUUAUGAACACGUUAGUUUUUGGUUAGAUGAUCCUGAUUCGGUUAAAUCCGAGGCAAAUGCUGAACAUGAUGUACGUCGUGACUAUGAUAGUUCUUUUGUUAAUGGUUUCCAAUUGACAACGACAGCGGGUCCAUUGUGUGAUGAACCAAUGCAAGGAGUUUGUUUUGUUGUCUUAGAAUGGACUGUGGAUGCAAGUGAUGAAUUGAAUUCUAAGUCUUAUGGACCGUUUUCUGGUCAAGUUAUGUCAACAGCAAAAGAAGCAUGCAAACAAGCCUUUUGUAAACAACCUCAACGUUUGGUAACACCGAUGUAUAGUUGUAAUAUCGUUGUUAAUGCUGAAGUUUUAGGAAAAAUGUAUGCUGUUAUUGGUCGCCGACAUGGAAAAAUUGUAUCUGGUGAUUUAACACAAGGAAGUGGAAAUUUCUCGGUUAUGGCGUAUCUUCCGGUUAUUGAAUCGUUUAAUUUUGCCCAGGAAAUUCGAAAACAAACAUCUGGUUUGGCAGCACCGCAAUUGAUGUUUAGCCAUUGGGAGAUUAUUAAUAUGGAUCCAUUUUGGGUUCCCUCAACCGAGGAGGAGUACACUCACUUUGGAGAAAAAGCCGAUUCAGCAAAUCGAGCCAAAGUUUACAUGGACAGCGUCCGCAGACGUAAAGGAUUGUAUGUGGAUGAUAAAAUAAUUGAACAUGCUGAAAAACAAAGAACUUUAUCCAAAAAUAAGUAAACUAAAUUGUAAAAAUGUCUGUUUUUUUAAAGUAAAUGAAAUAAAGUGCACUUUUUUUAA
This is a messenger RNA of Eupeodes corollae, 3275 nucleotides long. RefSeq names its product elongation factor-like GTPase 1. Gene Ontology annotation, biological process: cytosolic ribosome assembly. Bases 108 to 3215 code for a protein of 1035 amino acids. Gene Ontology annotation, cellular component: ribonucleoprotein complex; cytosol. The transcript has 11 exons. Lineage: Eukaryota; Metazoa; Arthropoda; Insecta; Diptera; Syrphidae. Gene Ontology annotation, molecular function: GTPase activity; ribosome binding; GTP binding. The record is from RefSeq and is a predicted model, not a curated record.